UAGGUUAGUCGUAGACAAUAGAAAAUCAGGCAGACACACACGCUAUGUCCGGAGACAGCGACCUGCUACGAGACGGAUUCUCGUUUCCUACGAAGUUGAUAUCGGCGGCUAUACAAAGGAGUCUGGACGGCCACGGUGUCAAAAUAAAUGCAACGUCUACUAAACUUCUUGCCGAGGUGUGUCGCGUAGUGACGAUAGAGGCGGCAGCGCGGUCGGCGCGCGAGGCGCUGCAAGAGGGAGAGCGACAAGUUCAGCUCCAACAUCUAGAGAAAAUUUUAGCACAGCUGCUUUUAGACCUGUGAAGUGCACAACACAGCAUGCACCUCGAGAUGAACUGCGCGUUCGACCAACGGCGGCCUGCAGGAUUUGACUAGUCAUGCUUUACGAUGCAACUGCAGGCACAAUCUAAUCUUCAUCGUUUCUAUUUCUUCCUUAUUCUGUGAUUUCUUUUUCUCCUCCUCCUGCAUUUGGUCAUUCUUUUCUAUGAAAGUUUUCUCUGAUUUUUUUUAUGCUCUUCUCCGCCUAAACUAGGUCGCUUUUCGUCCAACUUGUUCGACUUUCCUGCCAAGUUUUAAUCGAUUCAGAACGGUGACUUAGUUAAAUUUUACUAUAGGUUGCUGCUCUGGAAUUCUGAACACUUACAAAUCCUGGGUUAUUCUUAAUCCAACAACGAGGAAUGUUUUCUCCUUAAAUGAAAAAGCAUUACAA
This is a messenger RNA of Hyalella azteca, 708 nucleotides long. Its product is annotated as centromere protein X. Gene Ontology annotation, cellular component: FANCM-MHF complex; Fanconi anaemia nuclear complex. The record is from RefSeq and is a predicted model, not a curated record. Gene Ontology annotation, biological process: kinetochore assembly; resolution of meiotic recombination intermediates; DNA repair. The transcript is spliced from 4 exons. The coding region runs from base 45 to 302 and encodes 85 amino acids. Lineage: Eukaryota; Metazoa; Arthropoda; Malacostraca; Amphipoda; Hyalellidae.